UGCACAUUUGCUACGCUGAGCCAUGUUCUCUAUGAUGGCGAGGUUCAGGCGAGUGAUGACACAGCACUGAAGACAAGAAUCGGCACACAGAGACACACAGUUCGACAAACAGACUCCAACUGUGUCUCGACCACGAACGACGCUACGUCGGCGCCAAGGAACCAGAGUUCAGGGGCGCUGGACACGCUAGAGUCGGCCACUUGCGACGUUAAACACAUACGGACACAAUCACGGCAAUCAGCCGGUAUCCAUCAUUCGGGAACUCUCGAAGUUGGCAAUACCAUCUACAAACAUCCGACAGCUCACUGCUGCCCCCAUCUCUAUCUGGGUCAAUCGUACACCAUGGCCCCCGGCCGAACAAGGGCUGGGGUCAGACGAGGGCGCGAAUCCAAGAUGCAAAACUCACAUUUUCCCGUCUGCCCUCCCGCCGCCACGUUUCCCAAUUCCAUGAUUUGGGCACCCGGUUGCAGCCAGACACGCACGACACGCCAGGCUUGCCAGUCCCAGGCGCAGAAGAACCAGGUGCCAGGACUCCAGAAGCAGGGCCCGGUUGGCGUGGUCAACCUUGAACCCAUGGCUGUGAUCCAACCCGUCCCAUGGUGUCCAUCCAGGAUCGGAGCCUGUUCCACUCGCUUGGAUGGCGUGGGGCCCCAUUAUGACGUCUGCCUCAUCGUCAUACCCGCUUCUGGCAGGGAUAGCAUCUUUGGAACCAGACGCCCUGAUGCAUCAUUGGGGGGUAAAUAUGGAUUCGGCCAUUUUGCCUGA
Molecule: messenger RNA, 765 nt
Organism: Colletotrichum paranaense
Lineage: Eukaryota; Fungi; Ascomycota; Sordariomycetes; Glomerellales; Glomerellaceae
Exons: 2
Source: RefSeq, a predicted model, not a curated record